AUGAUUUUCCUUCGUCAUCAUAUGGAUGAAGGAUUGAAGGUUGAAUACCUUACGGUGAAAGAUCCACUUGAAUUGUGGACUGGUUUGAAGGAAAAGUAUGACCACCUUAAGGCAACGGUAUUGCCAAGGGCUCGUUAUGAAUGGAUUCACUUGUGGUUACAAGAUUUUAAAACUAUAUGUGAAUAUAAUUCUGUUGUAUAUAAAAUUACUUCCCAAUUGAAAUUAUGUGGGGAAGAUAUAAAAGAUGAGGACAUGUUAGAAAAGACUCUCACAACUUUUCAUGCCUCAAAUUUGGUAUUACAACAGCAAUACUGUGAAAGGAGAUUCAAAAAGUAUUCUGAGUUGAUCUCAUGCCUUCUUGUGGAUGAGCAACAUAAUACUUUUUUAUUGAAAAACCAUGAGGCCCGUCCCACGGGAACUGCUCCAUUACCAGAAGCAAAUGAGGUUGAAGCACAUGGCCAGUCUGAAAGAAGACAAUAA
Messenger RNA from Solanum stenotomum, 480 nucleotides. RefSeq lists its product as uncharacterized. Lineage: Eukaryota; Viridiplantae; Streptophyta; Magnoliopsida; Solanales; Solanaceae. The record is from RefSeq and is a predicted model, not a curated record. The transcript has a single exon. Bases 1 to 480 code for a protein of 159 amino acids.